Molecule: messenger RNA, 807 nt
Organism: Eruca vesicaria subsp. sativa (arugula)
Lineage: Eukaryota; Viridiplantae; Streptophyta; Magnoliopsida; Brassicales; Brassicaceae
Source: the annotation of a GenBank genome assembly
AUGUAUGAUCCUUGUGGAAAAUGUGAACUUUACGUUUUACAAUGUAUUGAUUUCAUCAGCUUUUGUCUCUUUGAGCAGUUUCAUCAGUAUCAAGUGGUUGGGAGAGCCCUCCCUACAGAGAAAGAUGUGCAACCUAAGAUCUACAGGAUGAAGCUAUGGGCUACUAAUGAAGUCCGUGCCAAGUCCAAGUUCUGGUACUUCCUGAGGAAACUGAAGAAGGUUAAAAAAAGCAACGGACAAAUGCUUGCCAUCAAUGAGAUUUUUGAGAAGAACCCCACUAAGAUCAAGAACUUCGGUAUCUGGCUGCGUUAUCAGAGCCGAACUGGGUACCACAACAUGUACAAGGAGUUCCGUGACACUACGCUUAAUGGUGCAGUGGAGCAGAUGUACACUGAGAUGGCUUCUCGUCAUAGAGUGAGGUUCCCUUGCAUUCAGAUCAUCAAGACCGCUACAGUCCCUGCGAGUCUGUGCAAGAGAGAGAGCACCAAGCAGUUCCAUAACUCCGAGAUCAAGUUCCCUCUUGUUUUCAGGAAGGUUAGGCCACCAACUAGGAAGCUCAAGACUACAUACAAGGCCUCAAAGCCUAACCUUUUCAUGCACGUGAACGAUUCCAAGAACAACGUCUCGCUUCUUGAUCCUAGACCCGUCGGCAUCACAGUCUCUACGUACACUGAACCUGGUUUGUUUCAAAAGGCAGAGAAAUCAGUCACCCGACAUUGCAAGAAACACGUCGUUGAAUCUACGAAUGGGUUCUUUUGGAUCCUAGAAGCAAACAAGAGCUCAAGUUUGCACCGACUCCAAAGUUAA